Camellia sinensis is the source of this 1440-nucleotide messenger RNA. NCBI's taxonomy places the organism in Eukaryota, Viridiplantae, Streptophyta, Magnoliopsida, Ericales, Theaceae. The record is from RefSeq and is a predicted model, not a curated record.
AUGGCAAAUUGGCUUAUUAUUUUCUUCACCUCCAUUGUGUGGUGGUGUUGCUUUGGCAACACCCCUGUCACUUGCUUGCAAAAUAAGAUAGAUAGAUCAGCCUUGAUUGCUUUCAAGGCUGCCAUUCAUCAAGACCCAUUUGGGGCAUUGAGAUCCUGGUAUGAUUCAGUGCACUACUACGAUUGGAAUGGCAUCUUAUGUAGUCAUCGACAUCCCGAUGGAGUUGUGAAGUUGAGACUAAGGUCGCAAGGCCUGGUGGGAUCACUCUCACCUCUUAUUGGAAACCUCUCGUUCCUCAAAAGCCUUAUUCUUCGAAACAAUAGCUUCCAUGGCCCAAUCCCACAAGAGAUUGGUCGCUUGUUUCGACUUCGAAACAUUUCACUCAGCAACAAUUCAUUUCAUGGUGAAGUACCCACCAACUUUUCCCAAUGCUCAAAUCUUGAAAUGCUUGACUUGAUCGACAACAACCUAACCGGAAACAUCCUGGCCGAGUUAGGAUCUUUGUGGAAGCUUACACUUUUCGGCUUAAGUACUAACAAGAUUUCAGGAACCAUCCCUCAUUCCCUUGGCAAUCCUUCCUCUCUUACCGAACUUUCCUUUGGAAAAUGUGCUUUGCGUGGAGAGAUUCCAAAGGAAAUUGCCCAACUUCAAGGCUUGAUAUUGUUUUAUAUCUCUGAAAACAAUAUAGCUGGUGAGGUUCCUUCAAGCAUUUACAUCUCCACUCUGUCUUGGUUUGAAAUUUUUGAUAACCAACUUCGAGGAAGCAUUCCUCCUGAUAUAGGCUUAACCCUACCCAAUCUCAAGGUUCUUUUUCUUCCCGAAAAUAAGUUCACAGGACCGCUUCCUAUUUCAUUGUCAAAUGCUUCCAAACUUCAACAAAUAGGCUUUGAUCAUAAAAACUUUGUGGGGCCAAUGCCAAGAGAUCGUGGAAGACUUUUAAGUCUACGAAGGUUUGGCGUUGGUGAUAAUUUGUUGGAGGAUGACCUCAGUUUUAUUUCAUUACUAACGAAUUGCACGAGUUUAAAAGUGUUGAGCGUUAGUGCCAAUUUUCUCAGAGAGCUUUUGAAAGCAACUGAUGGAUUCUCAGAGGACAAGCUAAUUGGUGUUGGGAACUAUGGUUCUGUUUACAAAGGAAUUCUUGAUCAGGUUCAGACAAUAGUGGCAGUGAAAGUACUCAAUCUCCGACUUAGAGGAGCUUUUAAAAGUUUUAUGUCAGAAUGCAAAGCACUAAGAACCAUAAGAAAUAGAAAUCUCUUGAGAAUUUUGAGUGCUUGUUCUAGUGUCGAUUUCCAAGGUAAUGAAUUUAAGGCUUUGACAAUUAUUCAUGGUGAUCUAAAGCCGUGGAAUGUUCUUUUGGAUGAUGAGAUGAUCGCUCAUGUUGGAGACUUUGGGUUAGCCAAAAUUAUCUCCACUAUUUCAAAUGAGGUGGUACAACAUUAG